AUGCCCACUUGUGCACAUCCUACUGCGCACCCUCGCCAUAAGCGAGGUGCAAUUCUGUCAUCAGUACCAGUAGGGAAAAGAAAAGUCACGGCUGAAAUAGCCUUAUCAAUCAACAAAUACAUUCGAAAACGUUAUGAAGGAAAAGUAUCUACACUCAAAGAAAACGAUUUGCUAUGUGAAACAUAUUAUGCUGCUGAACAACGGCGAUGGUCGAACAAAAAAUCUAUCAAAGAAGGUGCAUCGGAUGAAGAAUCAGACCCAAGUUUUCAAGCAACUGUGUCACCAUUACUGCUUUCUAUUCAUAAAAGAAGGCGAACAUGGUCUCCAACACCUAGUAGUUCAUUUGAUACUGAAGCGAUUGAUUAUUUACAUAAAACGCCAGUGGCAUUUUUCAAACCAUCUGCGAUUAAUUCUGUCCAUAACUUCUCAUCUACCGAUACUUCAUCAUCAUCUGAUGUCGAAACGAAAGAUAAUUUUCACGCUAAUUCAGAUAAAGAAAAGUUCAAUAGUUUAUUGAAAGUUUUAAAUGUAUCACCCGUGAAAGACAUUUCAUUAGCAAUAAUGUCUUUGGAAAAGAAAUCGUGGCCAGAACUUAUCGGUCUGGAUGGAACUGUAGCUGCUGAUCGAAUUAGAGACGAUGGUCUUAUACCUCAUAUUAUACCGGUCGAUAUGGAGAAUGUCACUGAUAUUGAACCACUACUUGAAUUACUCAGAAAUAAAGAUCCAAAAAUUGUUUGGAUUCAAGUUGAUUCCAAUAACAAAGUUGUAACCCUCGAAUUAAAUGAACAAAAGGAAGAUACAAACGACUAUGGGCGCCAUUCCAAUUUAAAUGCGUCCUGCUACAAAGCUAUAUUCGAUAAACAAUAUGAUCAAGCAAAGGCCAUUGCUGAUGAAAUGCUUCAAAUUAAGCCUGAAGAAUAUGAUUAUGGUGAUAUGAUGUUUAAAGGAAAUUUAUAUAAUGGAAUUGUUGCAUUAAGACGAGAUAAUAAUUUGGAAACUGCAAAACAAUUUUUACUAGCUGCUGGUCAUACGCCUGGAUCGGCUGUGCUUGGCAGUUUUGGUCCAAAUAUGAGUCUUGCCAAAGAUCUUCUCGAAUUAGGUGAACGACAAGUUGUUCUAAAAUAUUUUAAAUUAUGUAAAAAAUUUUGGAACUAUCGUUCAGAAAAGUUAGAUGAAUGGGAAACAUUAGUAAACCGAGGAGAAAUACCAGACUUUGGAGCUAAUAUGGACUAUUAA
This is a messenger RNA of Didymodactylos carnosus, 1236 nucleotides long. The record is from the annotation of a GenBank genome assembly. Lineage: Eukaryota; Metazoa; Rotifera; Eurotatoria; Philodinida; Philodinidae.